Messenger RNA from Metschnikowia bicuspidata var. bicuspidata NRRL YB-4993, 498 nucleotides. Its product is annotated as oligonucleotide/oligosaccharide-binding-fold domain-containing protein. The transcript is spliced from 2 exons. The record is from RefSeq and is a predicted model, not a curated record. Bases 1 to 498 code for a protein of 165 amino acids. Lineage: Eukaryota; Fungi; Ascomycota; Pichiomycetes; Serinales; Metschnikowiaceae.
AUGGCACACAAUGCUACACUGCGUUACUGGAGGAUCAAGACUCAAAUGCUCAUAAAACCAAGUCUGAAAUUAUCUCACCUAAUUCGCACCACGGGCCCCACAUACAAAACGCUAAAGAGAACGCGGGAGAUUCGACAGCAAUUAGAAGGUACAUGCGGAAAAGUUGGGAUUGAGCUAGACGCCCCUGAUCAGAUACAUAUAGAUGAAGAGAAGAUUCAGAAGGCCCUCUUCAGUGGGUUUUUCCCAAACAUUGCCCGACUCUCCGAAUUAGGAAACAACUACAUGCUGCUCAAAAGAAAGCAGCCCGUUUACAUCCAUCCAUCCUCUGGAUUGGGGCGAGUCAAGCCGCCUUCAAAAUUGGACAUUUAUCAUGAGUUGGUAUUGACCAGCAAAGAGUACAUGCGGAACUGUAUGCGCGUGGAGGAGAAAUGGGUCGAUGAGGUGGCGAAACAUUACUACGGCGAACAAGCAAUGGAAGAAUUGCAUCCCAAGCAGUGA